Messenger RNA from Wasmannia auropunctata (little fire ant), 2643 nucleotides. RefSeq lists its product as uncharacterized. The transcript has 8 exons. Gene Ontology annotation, molecular function: guanyl-nucleotide exchange factor activity. NCBI's taxonomy places the organism in Eukaryota, Metazoa, Arthropoda, Insecta, Hymenoptera, Formicidae. Gene Ontology annotation, biological process: vesicle-mediated transport. The record is from RefSeq and is a predicted model, not a curated record. The coding region runs from base 186 to 2201 and encodes 671 amino acids. Gene Ontology annotation, cellular component: BLOC-3 complex.
ACGUCAAAACAUUCCAAGCGUAGCGAGUGCAAGCGAGUUAGGUAAACAAUAAAGCAAUAAACAACAUACGUCAUACAGUGUCCGCAUGUUCAACAGAGAUACAAUCUUACGAAAACGAAGUUCUGUCUAGAUAAAGAUUAUACCGAUUAUACGUGACAAUCACGCGUUAAAUCGCAAGAAACGAGAUGAGAGGUAUAUUGAUAUUCGACCAUCUGAACGAUGUGUUGUUUGUAAAAUGCAAUAAAAAAUUUGCCAGCCAUAUCCUGAAGCUGGCGAAAAUGCAGGGAUUGCUCGGUGACGAUAAGGAUACUACAGAUUUGGAAAAUUCUAUACCGAGUCCCAACAUCAUAAUGCAGUUAUUUUCACCCAUACUCACGUCACAACAUGUGAUGGCCUCGCAGUUCGGAAAUUCCUAUACCUCUAUGAAGUUCCAGGAUGGGACCAACAUGGUGUUUGACGAGUACAUUGGCUAUACCUUCAUGUAUAUUGCUUCGAAAGAGGUAGAACUCAUGAGACGUACGCUGGGAGUAUGCGUAUCCAUUGUACGGCAUGUGUGUGGUCCAGACAUUGCAAUAUUAAAGACCAAUUGGCAGAAGAUGUGUCUAGUGUCUUCUCUGUUGGAUGCGUGGUCUAAUCUAAGAAACAGCGAACAAAGCAUGUUGACAGAAGCAGUGGAACAGUUGUCCGUGAAUGCAGAAGUAGCGUCGUCGGUCCUCAAGGUACUCCACGACGCCUGCGACAAGCUGAAGAAUUCACAGCCUGAAUUUAGCAAUCUGCAUUUGCUGCUCCUAGUGGGCUCCAAAUUUCUGUCCUUGUACUCUAGCAAAAACGCUCAUGAUCUGUGCGCUUCGGACAUCCUGUUGAUGAUCCUGCUAUGCUGGGUGGUGAAUAAAAAGCGAAUGCACGAUCAGUCGGAAAGCCAUGAUGAUUGCGGUGACAGUGAUAUCUUAUUGCCGGAGAGCAGCGCUUUGAAAAGCGACGAAACAAAAUUAAGCUUCGGAGCUAAGCUGACCGCUCCUACUUCAGAGGACAUUACGGAUCUCUUUAGAGGUUCCAGAGAAUCUUCUGUGAACGAAGGACUCUCAUCCUUAACUGACGAUGAUCUCUACAGCCAAUCGCUUCUCCUCGGCUGCCAGCAUAAUUAUACAGCUAAUGCAGUUCACAUCUUCGAGUUGUCAGAUUCCAUUAAUUUAAUAGCAAUCGUCGAAGCCACGAAUCUUUCCAUUUCUUCAGGAUUAUGUGACAGUUUCCAUUAUUUAAAUUUGAUAAACAAUCUGCAGUCUCAACGAGACAUUGAUGAGUUGAAACCGGCCUUCGAGAACCUCGAUAUAGCAAUUAAAAAGAUGCUGGAGGGAAUUAAGAAGAAUCGUUCUAACGUCGGAAAUGAUGUCGAUAUGUGCCAGAAGAGGUUACAGACCAAAUGGGAUUUUAUUCGGAAAAAAUACAACGAUCUUCUACGCUCCAGAGAUCCUGAAGUGGUUCUGCAGAUCGAAGCCAAUAUUUCUGGCUUCGUCGAGACACUGAAAGAAUUAUUGCGUUUAACCUGUUUUGAUAGGAAUUUCUUGAAGCAAGGAAUUGAUGUUCUGACAACGGUUGGCAGACUCGUGAGGCAGAAGCUGAACGAUUUCAGUGACUUCCUGAAAGUCAAAGCUCUGAAAAACUUUACGCUAGGAUCAAGAACUUCCCUAACUAUCAACAAAUAUCUUGAGGAGUUUCCAGGUUUAGUGCAUUUCAUCUACAUCGACAGGAAUACGCAUAGACUCGUGGCACCUACACUGGAUUUCACGAGCAUGGAAACGCUCGCUCUCACAAUGAAAAAGAUCUGGAACAUGGUUGAGCAAAGUAGAAUGCAUUUACAAGAGGGUCAUCUAUCAGUUAUGUGGAAGGACACUACAUUCAAUUACUCCUACUUUUUAUGGUUCGAGGAUAAUUCCGGAUGUUCACCACCGAAAUGUAAAGUCUACCUUAACUAUGUUAUGAAAAAUUUCCCGAUACCGGGCAUACUUUGCGGAGAUUAUUACAGAAAAUUAACUGAGACGUGUUUUCCAAAACUCUCGCCGAGCAAAGUCCGAAUCUAUGAACUAUACUGUGUACACUUAGGAUUGACGACGUCGACAUGCGUCCUGGAACAUUCCCGCAGACUGGCAGCCACCAUCUGGGAAGUCACCGGGGUGCCAAACAAUCUUGCGGAUAUAUUCUAAAAUUGCAUUCCCUCGAGUACAAAAUUUCAAUUGUUUAAUUUUGAUUGUCUAGAUUUUAUGAAUUUCGAUAUUUCUCGAAUUUCAAUGUUGAACUUCCAUCUUUAAUUUUAAAUUCUCUAAGUAUCUUUUAAGGUAUUUGAAUUUCUGUGAUAUUUAGAUUCCUAGACUCUUCCUUACAUUUUUAUUUAAAUCGUCGCUUUUCAUAAUAUUAGUUUUCUUUCUUUCUCUUAUUGGCUGCAGGCCAAGUCGUAAAACUGUUUUCUUCAAAGUUACGAAACACUUUCAGAGAAAUGUACAAUUCCAAUUGCGACAUUUCAAAAAUUUAAUAUUUCCAUAUUAAUCAAUAUGAAAUAAGAGAUGUCAAUAACAAUAACGGGGAAACUUAUUUAUUUUGCUUAGUCUUAUCUUAAGGUUAGAUAUAUCCCUGUUUGCAGUCGAAGAA